AUGACUUUGAUGUUUACUCCAUUAAGGCCCAUCAACUACAACCAAAUAGUGGAAUCUUCUUCUGAUAGUGAAUAUUCCGACGUGGAAGAAUAUGACCCCAGCAUGAAUCCAAACAUUCCCGGAACUUCCUCUAUCGACGCCAACAUCAACAAUAACGUCCAGAACAAUAUCAAUAACGACUCAAAUAUCAACAACAAAAGCAUUAGCAAUUCUUCAAACAUCAACAUAGACAAUAGCCACAUCAGUCACAAUAGCCAUACUGACCAUUAUAACGACGAUAAUAACGACAAUAGCAAUAACAAUAAUAAUAGUAAUAGUAAUAGUCUACAUAUCCAGAACUACACAACAAAUCUUUUGGACCCAAACCCAACUCCAAACUCGAUUAAUAAUUCAUCUGAUUUUUCGAAUAUUACAGCUCCUUCAAACAAUAUUCUCUUAAACGAUAUCAAUAACGUUAAUGAAAUUAAUGAAAUCAAUAGUAUCAACAAUAUCAGCAAUAUCAAUAGUAUCAAUAAUAUCAGUUCAAACUCCAUGUUAUUCAAUUUUAAUGAUUAUGAUGAUGGUGACGACGAUGACGACGAAUUAAAUACAAUCAAUCCUCAAUUCACUCAGGUCCAACCCCCUUUAAAUAACCAGUUUCAAAAUAUCAAUACAAACUUACCCAUGAAUGCAAAUUCUAUUCAAAAUUCAUUCAUAAACUCAAAUGAAAUUUCCAGUGAAAUUCCAAAUCAAGAUUUAACUCAAAACCAAUUUUCUAGUCAAUUUUCUAAUCAAUUUUCAAAUCAAAAUCAAAACAGUAUCUCAAUUGAAAAUGAUUUAGGUACUAUUUACCAUCAUGCUAUAACCAAUACCUCCAAAAUCCUCGUAUUAAAAAUGAUUAUAAAAGCUCAAAAGAAACUAAUGGAUAUCUUGACCGAGAAAUGGUAUGAUGUUCCAAUCAAUGAAGAAACUAUUCUAGGUAAAAAAUUGCCUUCGAAAUUAAAUCCAAACUACUUGUCAAUCAAACAACAAUACAUGGAUUAUAAAGUCAAUUUAAAGAUUAAUAAUAGCAAAAUUAAAAACGAAAAAGAUAACGUCAAUAAUGAUAAUGAUAAUGAUAAUGACAAUGAUGAAGAUAAUGAUCAUCAUGAUGACUAUGAUGAAGAUAAUGAUGAAUAUACUGAAGAUAUCGAAGACAUUGAAGAUACCAGUCGAGAAAUCAAAAGAAGUUUCAAUUUAAGAGAUCUUUAUCUUUGUUUGAAUUUUUAUAAUUCAUUAAUAAAUGAAGUUAAUAAAGAUUUGAAAUCUUAUUUAUUUAUUAUCUUUUCUAAAAACUCUAAAUUUAAUAUCCCAUCUAAUAAUAUAAACACAAACACAAACACAAACACAAACACAAAUACAAACACUUAUUAUCUACCUCUAAAUCAGAAUAAAGCUAAAAAAUUAGAUUUAUAUAAACUAAACUAUCAAUUUCCAAACGAUAUCAUUAAUAACGCUGAUCUUGAAGAAUGCUUUAAUUUAAAUAUUAUUGAUACCGAUUUAGUGGUUGAUUAUAUCAAUGAAUUUAUGGAAUAUUGGGAAAUCGACAUUUCGGGUCAACUUGAUAGACUUGAUUCACUAAACGAUUAUAAUUGCGAAAGAUUUGAUAAAUGUUUAGAAUAUAUUGUUAAUGAAAUCGAUGAUAUUGAAUCAACAUAUUACGAUUUUAAUUUUAAUCUCAAAUAA
Ascoidea rubescens DSM 1968 is the source of this 1704-nucleotide messenger RNA. RefSeq lists its product as uncharacterized. The transcript has a single exon. The record is from RefSeq and is a predicted model, not a curated record. The coding region runs from base 1 to 1704 and encodes 567 amino acids. Lineage: Eukaryota; Fungi; Ascomycota; Saccharomycetes; Ascoideales; Ascoideaceae.